Molecule: messenger RNA, 4135 nt
Organism: Pogona vitticeps (central bearded dragon)
Lineage: Eukaryota; Metazoa; Chordata; Lepidosauria; Squamata; Agamidae
Source: RefSeq, a predicted model, not a curated record
GGCAGGCCCCGCCUGGCCAUGGGCUGCCUGCAGAGCGUGGCGUGCAAGGCGCGGGUGCGCAGGGAGAACAUCGUGGUCUACGACGUGUCGGCCUCCAUCGAGCCGAGCGCCACCGCCAUCGAGGAGACCUCGCCCAUCGUGCUCCGCUACCGGACGCCCUACUUCCGCGCCGCCGCCCGCGUCCUCAUGCCGCCCAUCCCGCGCCGCCACACCUGGGUGGUGGGCUGGAUCCAGGCCUGCAACCACAUGGAGUUCUACAACNGUCACUUGGACCUGUCCAGGUCAAGCUGGGAACUUCCAGAUUUGAGAGAAGGACGUGUAAAAGCUAUCAGUGACUCUGAUGGAGUGAGCUACCCCUGGUAUGGGAACACCACAGAAACAGUGACAUUGAUUGGCCCUACUAAUAAGGUCUCCAAGUUCUCAGUUAGUAUGAAUGACAAUUUCUAUCCUAGUGUGACAUGGGCAGUCCCUGUGAGUGACAGUAACGUGCCACUACUGACCAGGAUCAAACGGGACCAGAGCUUUACAACAUGGCUGGUAGCCAUGAACAUGACCACAAAGGAAAAAAUUAUCUUGCAGACUAUAAAAUGGAGGAUGCGAGUGGACAUUGAAGUUGAUCCCAUGCAGCUCUUGGGCAAGAGAGCCCGCUUAGUGGGGAGAACUCAGCAGGAGCAGCCUAAAAUUUUGAGCAGAAUGGAACCCAUUCCACCCAAUGCACUAGUGAAACCCAAUGCCAAUGAUGCCCAAGUCCUCAUGUGGAGGCCCAAGAGAGGUCUGCCUUUGGUAGUCAUACCACCCAAAUAGAGGACCUCCUUGACUACAGAAAUGGGGUUUUUGUCACCUAUAGUAUGUGUACCUGAACCAAAGAAGACCUCUCAAAUUCACCUGCCUUUUUUUAGCUGCAAGUGGGAAGAGGGCUUCUUCAAGAGAGUAUUAUAUGCCAGUGGUCAUGGUGGAAUAGCUGAGUCUGUGGACUUUGGAAGAAGAACUUAGCACUGUUCCUCAACUUCAAGAAUAUUUUCAUGAGAAAAGUGUCUUUCUUCUCUUCAGUGAAAUAUAAUAAUCAAGAAUUUUAUUUCCAGUGCCUGUGGCAAAUGCUGCUUUCCAGCCAGUUGGAUUUGGAGGCUAUUCUUACCAGACAUUCACAGACUUGUAGUGUAUUGCCUACUUCUGGGGGAUGGGUCAGGAGGGGAUGGCAUAUUACUACAACAUUAUACCUAUGCAUUUUAAUUGAUAAUCAGAAUUAUCGCCCUGCUUGUUCGAGUGAAGAAAAUGUUUAUGAAGAGGGAAGAAUGCUGUCUAUUCAGCUCACUCUUGUAGAAAGAGCAGUGUGUUCCCCUGGGAACUGUCCAUGGUGCUGAACUAAAGCACAACCUGAACUACCAAUAAUACUAUCCUCUCUUCCUCUUUCUGGGGAUAAUUUUACAGACAAGUGGAGUUGAGAUCUUUUGCAUGUUUCUCAGUGUGUUUCAAGUAGUUUUAAACAUAGGAGUUUUGCCAUAGUUAAUCAUGCUCUGGGGAAAAUCUGCGGUAAAUCUACUGAUGACACCUUCUUAUUUUAAAACCUUUUUUUUUCCAAACCAUAAUUCCCACUUUAUAUGAGCAAAGUUAAUUGACAGUCCAAGAGAUAUCUCCACGUAGCAUGUUUCUCCAUCCUCAGUUGGGAAAGGGUUAUAGGUUAUAUUUCAUUUAAGAGAGUGAUUUUGUUCAUUGACAGCGAUAAAAAGCAGAAAGUUCCAGACUCCAUUAGAUAUUGGUAGUGGGGAGCAUUAGAAAACUACACAUGUCUCUACUGUUCUGAGUUAUGAGUUUUUUGCCUGUGGAUUGAGGGAAGUUGCAUUAUCAUUAUGCAGAGAAAGAUGAAAAAAACAUGAAGCAAACAAUUGACCUGUUACAUGAAGGGUAAAAGCUAAACACUUAGAAGGGUACAUAAUAUCUAUGGGCUGCCCUAUGAAUAUUCUUGCCUAAGGGGGAAGGAGUGUGUAUGUUUGUGUACUUGGCCAUCUUCAGUCUGACCUGGAAAUUUUUAGAUCUUUCCACAUUUGAUGAGGAAUACAUGAUCUCAUUGGGAAAUUACUUUCUGUUUUAAUUUGCUUUAACAUUUGUUGAUAGAUUGCAGACAUCUCUGCUUGCUGUAGUGAUAAUGGCAUAAUAGAAAAGGUAAAGUGUCCUAUGCAUAUUUUGCCAGUGAAACCUCCAGAGGUGUGCUUUCAGUUCACUUUGCUUACUACAGUGUGGCUGACCUUCAAGCAACAUUUGCUAUGGCAACCUGGGAGGAAGAAAAUAGUGCAGUUUGUUGUAGAUCCGGAUUUUGCUUUUUGGUCCUGCAGCAGUGUAAAUGGAACUUGAACAGCCUUAUGAAGAAAGUAAACUAUGUAGAACGUUUUUUUAAAAAAUCCUAUUGAUUAAUUCAGUUGCGAAAAUAAUGUUUGUUCAUAUUACAGUAGCUUCAGAUAGUAGCUGCUGUAUAGGCAGGCACAAUAAGUAAUUUAUAGUGUGACUUGCCCUUUUCAGGAACUUCUGGAUGCAGAAUCUGCAACAGUAUAGCAUAUGUGGCCUCCUUCUGCUAUUCCCACCAGAAAUCUAUGAGUAGCACCUAGAAGCAUGGAAGGUAGUCAUUCUUAAGUAGAGACCAAAAAAAGUAUCUUUUUGCAUUAAAUUAUCAGAAUCCCACACUCAGUAUGGCUGGCAGCAUUCAUAAGUGAGCAGAAUUGGAACUCCUAAAGGCAGUAACACAUCUUUCGUAUUUGUUGUUUAUCAUCUUUCUCCCUAUCUCUUUCAGGUAUAAGGUGCUCAAUUAUCAGUCACAUGUCAUGACUUUAGAUUACUGGUGUUCAGCAUCAGCUAUUCUUUUGCCAUCAGGAAUUCUCUGUUGUGUGAUGCAUCUAUGGAGAGUGGUAGAAUGCUUGCAAUCUUACUAAAAUGGCUUUGCUGUCUGUGGCAUUGCCUUUUUGCAUCUAUCGUCUGACAGCUUAAACUGCAAGUGCUCCUUAACAGUAUUAUUAUUAUUAUUAUUAUUAUUUAUUUAUUCCAUUUAUACCCCGCCUGUCUGUUCAUUGCAAACACUCUAGGCGGCUAGUAUUAGCACUAGUUCUGGGCUUCAUCACAGUGCUGAAUUUCUCUACUCUAAAAUAAGGUGCACAACAUGCUUCUACUCUUCCACAGUUGCUGCCGUUGUUCUAUCAUACUUCCUUUUCAGGUUUUUUAUGAAUAUACAAAUCUCUGCCUCCAUAUACCUAAAGUCUUAUGCAGCUCUUGACUCUACUAGGUAGGAACAGAGAAUGGCAGGCAUAUUUCUUGCAGUCAGUACCCUUGGAAGAUUACUAGAUAAUAUAUGGGAAGUCUUUUUAGCUGUUUGAAACUGCUGUAUAAAAGUUUGUGUUUUUAUUAAAUCUUGGGCCUGCAAGGAAGUCAAACUUUACUAAAAUUUCAUGUUGACUGUGACCACCUCGAUGAGGACUUUUUAGAGUCUGCCAUCAUACAGUUACUGACAGAGAGAGAGAUUUACUGCUAUGUGAUCUGGUAUAAAAUCUGUUGCUCCACACACUAGAAGCAAAUGUAGCAUUUCUGCUGAAAGUGCUAGAUCAUGUCUAUCCCCCUUUCUGCAAUACAAGUAGGUAGGAUGCUGGUCUGUGCUAAUUAAACUAGUCUUAGCUUUUGAUAAAUUUUUCACUAGGAAGUGCUGGAUGUCUAUAAAAGGAGGAGAAGCACCUGCUUCUAGAAUGCCAUGUUAAUCCUGUCUUGAUGAACCGUGUGAUGGGACUUGCUGUAGUGACAUUUUGACACGAUGCACUUCAUCUUCUAGAUUCUUGAGGGGGGGAAUGAGAAGAGUCUUGGGGCAGUGUGGGACAUCCUAAUCCUGUGCCUACUAAAUAUUGGUUGGGCAUCCCUCUUGCCAUUUUUAUUGAUGGAUUGCUGUUUAUACUUCAAGAAUGCUGAAUGGUGAAAUUUAGGCCAAAGUCUUCCUUCGUAGAUUGCCCAGCUUGCAAAGACCGUGCCUUUGCUUGGGAUUAAUUUUGGUCUCUAUUACCUCAGCAAACUACUGUAUCAGCUAAAUUAGAAGCUGUAAUGCUCUGGAGCAGUGGUUCUUAACCUUUGUUACUCGGAUGCUUUUGAACUGCAACUCCCAGAAACC